GUUAACCUAUGCUGACAUUGAUAUUCAACGCAGCACCAAGCCAGCCCCUCCCUCCCAGGGCUCCUAUUAUGCUGACAUAAAACUCUGACUGAAGAAAACAAUGUCCCUUAACUGAACUGCAUGAUGAGAUGUGUGCACUUCACAUAUACCCCUCAUUCGAUGAACAUGCUGUACUAUACGCUUACAUAUAAUAAUAGACUAUUCGUGUGUGUGUAAUACCAAUAUCCUUUUUUUACACUUUUGCUUAGUCAUGCGCAGAAAACUGGUUUACAUACAUACGUUUGGUACCAAAUCCGCAUCAAUCAAACCACCACGAGUCUAACUUGAAACUGCGGUUUAUUGCCACAAUAAUAUUGUUUUGCACGCUUCAUUGCGCUAUUGUUUGUAAUUGAUUUAGCCCCACCCCACAUUUCUGAAAUGUCUGCGGAGUUCAGUUGUGAUGUUUUUACAGAGGAUCUUAUACCAGUGACACUACAGUGGAUCUUUGGAGCAAGAGGGGAGGGAGUGCAGUAUCCUGGGGGAAUGGGGGUCCAUGUGAGACUGUCUCCUGGUGACCUUACUUUCUGUGUCACCUCGGACAACAGCUGCACUGGCAACCUUGCAAGAAACUCCUUUAACAUUACUUACACCCAAACCAAUGACAUUGGUUCGACUGUGGAUCAUCAAACCAUUGACACACGGGUACUGGUUGUGGAGGAGCAGGUUUUGAGAUUUGAUACCAAAACAUUCAAUGUAGUUGUGAGACGGAGUGCUUACUGUCCAGAGAGCCUUUCUCCAGUUCUAGUGACAUUUGGAUCAACUAGAGCAGUGGCUGGAGGACAGUGUGAGGGACAGCAGAAUGCCACUGAAAUGGUCAUCUCUUCUGGAGACUCAGCUUCCUUCCAUGUCAGUGCUGGAGGCAUAUCACUGGGACCUGGGGAGACAAUCUGCUUCAUAGUCAGCCUCAAUGGCGUCCCUGUCAUCUAUGGGACUAGUGGUGUCUCCGCCAUCACAGAUGUAUGUAGCUGCGAAACUAGUGGUCUCUCCGUGGGACUAGCUGCAGGUAUUGCAGUGGUCCUCUCUCUACUGGUGGUCCUGCCAGUGGGUGUGGUCAUCGGCUGCUGUGGAAUGUGGUGUCUGAUGAGGAAGAAGGGAGGCUACAGCCCGUCAGGUGGUGAGGAGGAGAAGGAGAGGGAGUUGGCGGAGGAGAUGUACGAGGAGCCAGUGGCAGCUGGUCCAGGGGAGACCGCCUUCUCUGUCUCUGACAACCAGGCAUACGGCCAAUUCACCUCUAGGCAAGGAGGCAGGUGAAUGUGUUUGCUGACAUGUAGGAAGUUGAAACUCACUCUGAACCUUCAGUUUAACAUUAGUAGCCUAGUAUUAUUAUAGUGGUGUGUGAAAUUCCCUAAUGCAUGCAGGCUUGCUUUGCUUGCUAAUUUUUCAUAGAGAAUAAUAUUGAAUUAGCCGG
This is a messenger RNA of Geodia barretti, 1447 nucleotides long. The record is from the annotation of a GenBank genome assembly. NCBI's taxonomy places the organism in Eukaryota, Metazoa, Porifera, Demospongiae, Tetractinellida, Geodiidae.